CAAAAGUGUGUGCUCCCCGCUUUUGCCGUCACUCCUGUCGACCGGUUUGGCCAAUUUCGGGUUAAAUGUGGAUCUAGUUAGCACCACCUUUCAGGUUUUUCUCUGCAAAGCAUCGCUCGACAAUAGAAUGUCCCUAGUAACGUUGCGCAUGUUACGUUGUCAAAGUUUAUUAAAACUCGUUACUCCAUCGCGAUUCGUAGCAAUCGGCGGACCGGUAUCGAAACGACUUACUGCAUUUGUGAAACUUUACCAAAAUAUGUAUACAACUGUUGAGAGAGGUGCGCUCAACAGCACGGACUACAGGAUAUUUUUUAAAAAUGAUCUGGGAAUACCAAUUUCACCCAUGCAUGACAUUCCACUCUAUGCCGAUGAAAAGAAUAAAAUAAUGAAUAUGGUUGUUGAAAUACCUCGAUGGACAAAUGCUAAAAUGGAAAUCUGUUUAAAAGAAACUUUGAAUCCUAUUAAGCAGGAUGUUAAGAAUGGUAAAUUAAGAUUUGUUGCUAAUUGUUUUCCUCAUCAUGGAUACAUAUGGAAUUAUGGAGCUCUGCCACAGACAUGGGAAAAUCCUGAUGUUUUGGAUGAAGCAACAGGCUGCAAAGGUGACAAUGAUCCUAUUGAUGUUCUUGAAAUAGGCUACAGGGUUGCGAAGCGAGGCGAAGUAUUGAAAGUAAAAGUUCUUGGAACAGUGGCACUCAUUGAUGAAGGUGAGACUGAUUGGAAGAUUAUUGUAAUUGAUGUUAAUGAUCCUUUGGCAAACCAAAUGAAUGAUAUAAAUGACAUCGAGAAACAUUAUCCAGGUUUAUUAAAAGCCACAAUUGAAUGGUUUAAGAUAUAUAAAAUUCCAGAUGGAAAACUGGAAAAUCAAUUUGCAUUUAAUGGUGAAGCAAAACCUCGAGAUUUUGCACUACACAUUAUUGAUGAAGUGCAUCAACAUUGGCAAAAUUUAUUAAAACAGGAAGGUCCAACUAGUGGAAUAAUAUGUUCUAAUGUAACAGUGGAGGGUAGUCCUUUUAAGAUUACCACAGAAGCUGCUCAAGAGGUUUUAGGAAAUGAAUCUGAGCCAGUAGAACCUCUAUCUGUAGAACCAAUAGUCGACAAAUGGCAUUACAUACAUCUUAAAUGAAGAUAAGGUGGAUAUCUUUAUUUGCACACACUUAACUACAUUGAAGUUGGUAUCAAUUUUCACAUUCAACAUGGAGUUUUUCUCUAUUUAUCGUUUUCAUAUUUUCUGAUAGUAUAUUCAAAUAUAUAUAAUCGACAUUAUAUACACACACACACACACACACAUACAUAUAUAUAUAU
Messenger RNA from Cataglyphis hispanica, 1302 nucleotides. RefSeq names its product inorganic pyrophosphatase (gene Nurf-38). Gene Ontology annotation, molecular function: inorganic diphosphate phosphatase activity; magnesium ion binding. Lineage: Eukaryota; Metazoa; Arthropoda; Insecta; Hymenoptera; Formicidae. Gene Ontology annotation, biological process: phosphate-containing compound metabolic process. The transcript is spliced from 8 exons. The record is from RefSeq and is a predicted model, not a curated record. Gene Ontology annotation, cellular component: cytoplasm. The coding region runs from base 128 to 1123 and encodes 331 amino acids.